Molecule: messenger RNA, 539 nt
Organism: Sitophilus oryzae (rice weevil)
Lineage: Eukaryota; Metazoa; Arthropoda; Insecta; Coleoptera; Curculionidae
Product: ADAMTS-like protein 3
Exons: 2
Coding region: 13-462 (149 amino acids)
Source: RefSeq, a predicted model, not a curated record
UCCUAUUUAUCAAUGUCAGAAGCAAGAAUAUUGUACACGAUUAUUAUACUCUGUAGUUUCGUGAUUUACCGCCAAUCAAUCGCGAUCAGAGUGGAUAAAAGCCUAUCGCCGAUACAGUUAAACUAUGAAAAAUCAGAAGAAAGUGUUUUAUCGAAGGGAAAGGAAAGUUCUGGAUUGGGAAAGGUAGUGGAGUCGGGUGUUAUAGAAAAAGCAGUUAAGGAAACGAACUAUGAUAGUUUGGAUGAUAUACAGUACGCUGAUGAUAGUGAUGCCGAUCAAAGAUCGUUGCUCAGGGGUAAAAAGAAUAUUAAGGAAUGGGAUCAUUGGGGCAAAUGGUCGCCGUGCAGCGCCACCUGUGGUGUGGGAAAGACAACUAGAUGGCGACACUGUGUGUCUCAAGGAUGCGCUUCAGGCGAAAAAGAGGCUCAAAUACGAACUUGUACAUUGAAACCAUGUCCAUAGAACUUAAAUAUGAAAUACGAUAUUGCAUUUUAUUUAUUAUACUAAGCUACCCUCUUCUUAAAAUACAAAAUUUUGAA